Messenger RNA from Lutzomyia longipalpis, 2248 nucleotides. Its product is annotated as sodium/potassium/calcium exchanger 4-like. Gene Ontology annotation, biological process: intracellular calcium ion homeostasis; calcium ion transmembrane transport. Bases 258 to 2021 code for a protein of 587 amino acids. The record is from RefSeq and is a predicted model, not a curated record. Gene Ontology annotation, cellular component: membrane. The transcript has 5 exons. Gene Ontology annotation, molecular function: calcium channel activity; calcium, potassium:sodium antiporter activity. NCBI's taxonomy places the organism in Eukaryota, Metazoa, Arthropoda, Insecta, Diptera, Psychodidae.
AGUUUGGUGGGAUCCCUCGACUGAGACAGUUCAAGUGAAAAAAAUAAAAAUUAAACAGACAUACAGCAAAGUCCAAAGAAAAAAAAAGUUCAAUCCCCAAAGAAAAUGUGAAUUCUUGAAGGAAUCCUAAUUUAAUUUUAAAAAAAAACUUCUUUUUCUUCAAACUUUUCAUUCUUCCUUCAAAUCCUCUCUUGUGAUAUUCUACCAAAGACUUUUUUUUUUGCCUAACUCUUCAGGACAUUCAAAAGGACUCAGCAAUGAGUAAAAUACUUAUUUUCCUAGGUCUCUGUAUUGUCCUUUUGGGAUACCUUGUUUGUGUUAAUGGAUACAUCGUGCACACAGAUUUGGAGACAAGUAUUGGUGAUAUGCCAAUACAGGAUGCUCCGCACGAAGUUCAUUUGAACAAAACAAAAAGGCAUUAUUGGUUUCCCUUCAAUGAGCGCGAGGAGAAUCCGGAAUGUCCCCCAGAUUAUGGGUCAUCCAUUGAAGAUUUCCCCGAUGACCUUUUCACCCAAGAACAGAGGCGACAAGGUGCAAUUAUACUUCACAUUAUUUGCGCUAUAUACUUCUUCACAAUCACAGCAAUGGUUAUCAAUUCAUACUACAUCCCGUGUAUUGAGUGCAUUUGUGAGGAUUUAAAUAUUUCACCGGAUGUGGCAGCAGCAACAUUUAUGGCAACAGCAACAGCAAUGCCAGAAUUAUUCACAAAUACCAUCUCAAUCUUCCUUACGGACUCCGAUAUGGGUAUUGGGACUGUUAUUGGAUCGAUGAUGUUCAAUAUUUUGGGCGUAACUUCAAUUGUUUGUUUCUUUGCACGGGACACGUAUCAAAUUGAAUGGUUCCCAAUAUCACGAGACUCCCUCCUGUACUUCAUUCAUGCAGCCUUUCUCACGGGCCUCGCAUGGGAUAAUGAGAUAAUGUGGUGGGGAACCAUAAUUAUGCUCAUUUUGGUCGUCAAUUACUACAUUGUUAUGAUUUUUAAUUCGAAAAUUCAACGAAAAAUUGUAUAUUUGGUUGAAAAUAAAUGCCUCUGCUGUCGAAUUAAGAAAUACGAUUUUGGUAAUUCGACAAUAGAAGAAGUGAGUGCUGGGGAAAAACCCCGAAAAUCCGAGAAAGUCGUUCACAUUUCCACCAUUUCUCCGACAAUCAUUGAACCAACGAAAGAACCCUCGGAACCCCCAACUAGACCCGCAACACCCCCACCAGCACCACCACCAGCAAGACCAUCAACAACAUCAAAUUCAAAUCCCAACCCUAGGUCAUCAAUCCUCUCAAAUAUAAUCCGACGACCCUCGGUGUCCCCCUCGGAAGAUUCCCAGAUCACAACGGAAUUCCCACCACCACAGCUGGACCCCCGGAGGCCAUCGUUAAUGCUAAAGCCACCCAUUACGAAACCCUUUGUCCUGUGGAACAUGCCAAGAUCCUCGAUUACGCGGAGAGUUUGGUGGGUCUACACCUGGCCCAUUCGUUUUGUUCUCACCUUCACCGUGCCAUCGCCAAAGCGCAUGCGACGCCUGUACCCACUAACAUUCAUCAUGUGCAUCAUCUGGAUUGCCAUAAACUCAUACAUGAUAUUCUGGAUGCUUACAGUUAUCGGUUAUACCUUCUACAUUCCGGAAUCAGUCAUGGGAAUGACCUUUCUGUCCUUCGGUGGGUGCACCCCUGAAGCUAUCACUGGCUAUAUACUCACUCGCAAAGAAAUGGGUGGAAUGUCCAUUGCCAAUGCCAUUGGAUCAAGUUCAGUAGCAAUGAUUUUAUCACUCGGACUGCCAUGGUUCAUUCGUACAAUGGUUGACGGUGCUGGAUACACAGAUGCCCACAUUGCGCUCAAAUCCAGCGGAAUUCAAUACAUAAUUGCCUCCCUACUUGCCGUCAUAGCAAUUAUGUACUUCAUUAUUGCAGUAAGUAAGUUUAAGAUUCGAAGAAUUCUAGGACCAUUCCUUAUUGGUUUCUACAUCAUCUUCAUCACAUUGGCCAUUCUUGUAGAAAUGGAUGUAUUUAUUGGUGGGAUUCAAUGCUAAGAUUUUAAUUUUUUACAUUUAACCAAAAUCAUUUUUUUUCUACACCGCUACCUAUUCAUUUUUAUUAUAGUCAUGAAAAAUUUACUUAGGAAGGUUAAUACUCAUUGUAUGUACAUACAUUUUUUUUGCAAUAAACUUAAUAAAAUAUAGAUUAGGACCUAGAAGACCCCCAAGGAAGAAAAGGGGGCUGAAAGAAAGACGAAAAAUAAACUCCAAUACUAAAAGAA